GGCGGCUGCAAUACACCGCUCCGCUCUUCUCUAUAUAACGCAAAUCCCAAGAAGAAGUAGAAGAAGAAGGAGGAGGAGGAGAAGAAGGAGGAGGAGGUCGACGACGGGCUUAGCAGCUCUACAUGGCUGAUCAAGCAGAGUCAGUGUCAGGAACUACUACAACAACAUCAACGAUCAAAAAAAGAUGGCAACGGUGGCUCCUGGUGUUCCUCAAUAUCUUCUUCCUCCUCACCGGCCAAACGGCCGCGACCCUUCUCGGAAGAUUCUACUACAACCAAGGAGGCAACAGUAAAUGGAUGGCCACAUUCGUCCAAACUGCAGCCUUCCCUUUCCUCUUCAUCCCUCUUCUCCUUUUCCCCUCAAACCGACAACCUCCUUCCCCAGCUGCAGCAGCCACACCUCCUGCUCUUCACCUGAAGAUUGUUUUAAUAUACCUCGGUCUGGGCAUCAUCAUCGGCAUCGAUAACUUGAUGUAUUCUUACGGUCUUUUAUAUGUUCCGGUCUCGACUUACUCUCUGAUUUGUGCCACUCAACUGGCCUUCAAUGCCGUCUUUUCCUACUAUCUGAAUUCCCAGAAGUUCACUGAUUAUAUACUGAACUCUGUCGUCCUCUUGACACUCUCCGCUGCCAUACUCGGAUUCAAUGAAGCCGCCGAAAGCUCCGGAGGCGUUCCGAAGGGGAAGUACGUAAUUGGGUUCAUGCUGACAUUAGGAGCGUCAGCUACGUACUCGCUCAUCCUCUCCCUGAUGCAGCUCUCAUUUCAGAAGGUGAUCCGAAAGGAGACUUUCACAGUCGUGUUGGAGAUGCAGAUCUACACCUCUCUCGUGGCGACCUGCGUCGCGGUCGUGGGCUUGUUCGCGAGUGGGGAGUGGAAGGGCUUGAAGGGCGAGAUGGAGGGGUUUGCCAAGGGGAAGGUGUCCUACGUGAUGACUCUGGUUUGGACUGGCCUCUCGUGGCAGUUGGCGUCGGUCGGCGUCGUGGGGCUAAUCUUCGUGGUGUCUUCUCUCUUCUCCAACGUGAUCAGCACCCUCGCGCUGCCAGUCGUGCCGGUGUUCGCUGUGAUUUUCUUUCAUGAGAAGAUGGGCGGGAUCAAGGUUGUGGCGUUGCUGCUUGCCAUUUGGGGUUUUGCCUCUUACCUGUAUCAGGAUUACCAGGAUUACGGCAAAGCUAAGAAAGCUUCGGAGCAUGUUGAACAUCUCUCUGGUCAUCGCGGCGGCGGUGGUGACCGUGACUGCUGAAGUUCAUGACUAUUUUCCAAUCACUAUAUUGUAUGAAUAAGUGAAGAUUUUUCUUCUAGAAUAUAAUUAAGAGACAGUGUGUUACAUCACAUUAAA
Messenger RNA from Zingiber officinale, 1334 nucleotides. RefSeq names its product probable purine permease 11. The record is from RefSeq and is a predicted model, not a curated record. The coding region runs from base 123 to 1238 and encodes 371 amino acids. NCBI's taxonomy places the organism in Eukaryota, Viridiplantae, Streptophyta, Magnoliopsida, Zingiberales, Zingiberaceae. Gene Ontology annotation, cellular component: membrane. Gene Ontology annotation, molecular function: purine nucleoside transmembrane transporter activity. The transcript is spliced from 2 exons.